GUCUCCUUCUAUCUUAGGCAACACACUCUUGAGCGGUUAAACCACGCCGGUCCUGACAAACCAGUCUCCUUCAUCUCUGCUCCUCAGCAGAUUCAACAGGAUGCCUGUAAGUACAGCUCAUUCCUUCCGCAAAUGGAACGGAGGAGUCUCAGUGCCUUCUUUGUAUUCGCCCUAGACGCUGGGCAAACACACCGCAAUGCCGGACUUUCCUACUUUGGGAAAGAAGGAGCGGUACAGGGGCUCUAAGCCAUUCUGAAAGCCGGAGAGGGGAAAGGGAAGUCAGUACUGCAAAAGGGAAACCUUUGCUCCACUGCUGGAGUUUUAAGGCAGCUUCAGUCCCAGUGCAAUUUUUUUAUCGUGGGACGGGACCUUCUUCUCAAGCCCCAACCAUCCAGCUUCACGUUGAUUUCGUUUGGCAGGACCCAUUUGCCCACUCCUGCGAAGCCCUCGUAUGCAGAGUGUCCAAAUUUAACCUUGACAGAAUCAUAGAAUUUAAAGAGUUGGAAGGGACCCCGAUGAUCGUAUGCCGUUGUCCUGUACGGGGAUCGAACCUGCAACCUUGACGUUACCAGCACCGUUCUCUAACCAACUGAGCUCUCCAGGCAGCUAUUGGCUUUUAGUUGUCUUUUUCUAUUGCUUCUUUCCUUUCUUAUAUUACACCUUACUGUAUUAUGGUUCGAAUGUUGCAGAAUGCAUGUUGGGUUUUUAUGCUUCUGACAAUCCCAUAAGGUAAGCUAGGGGGAGAGAGAGAGAGAGACUGGUCCGAGAUCACCCAAUGAGCUUCGUGGCCGUGUGAGGAUUCGAACUCUGGUCUCCCAGGUGCUAGUCCGACGCUGCAAUCACUACACAACACUGGCUGUUGGAGCUGGGCAGAGGAAUGCCUCUGCUUUAUCCCAGGUGUAAGUGGGAUUUGGCCUAACUCUGCCCCUCCGCAAUGAUCACCCACACCCAGUGAAGGUGUCGGUUUUUAGCAGGAAGCACCUAACUCUUUGCUCCUGCUGCAUCGCUUUCACCCUGUUGCAGGAAUUUUUAAACCUGUUGACCUUUUAAUCUGGAGGGAGGGCUGUGUGUGGGAAAGCCAGGCCAGGCUAAUCCUGUUGAGUAACUUUGCAUACAGACGCGCCCUUCCUUUCUUCCUUCCUCGAAUAGCAAAAUAAACUUGCUUUCUACACCUCCCAGGAGGAUGGGCAGAGCAACGUAGGUGAUACUAGCAAUUAUUGGAACCGGCACCUAGACUGUUCACUUCUGUGCUGUGGCAACAGCUGUAGCCAAUGCUGACUCAUGCUUUGAUCCGCUCCAGACCUGUCCUUACAUUUCCUGAGGGCGCUCUGGCGGGCUUGAUUCUUGUGCAAUUUAUUCAAGACUUCCUCUUGCAUUCUCUCCCCCUGCCCCCACUUCCAGGGCUGACUCCUAAGGAUGCCCAGAGCCGCAGUGAAGCUCAUAGUCACCGGAGAUGACUUUGGCUACUGCCCAAGAAGAAACCAAGGCAUCGUGGAGUCUUUUCUCUCCGGCGGCGUGUCCAACGUGUCCCUCCUGGUGAACGGCAGCGCUGCGUCCGAUGCAGCACAACUGGCGAGGAGGUGAGAGGUCCCUUGCUUUCUGUCUCUUGCUCUCACGCAGGCGCCUGUUUCACAAAGCCCUGCCAGGCAUGAAAUUGAGCAUGACCACUGGCUCGGUGGUGGAGCCCGUGCUUUGUGCAGAGCAGGUCCUGGGCUCAAAUCCUGGCAUCCCCAGUUAAAAGGCUUCAGAAUGAAUGAAUGAAUGAAUGAAUGAAUCUCUAUUUGCGUCAGCCAUCAGCCGUAGCAGUAAAAUGGCAAUACGAUAUACAAAGAAUAGAAAUAAAAAGUCAAUUAUAUAAAAUACAUUUUAGGGUUUUGAAUCGAUAGUCAAGUAGUGGAUCUUAUUCUGAUUGCCCCAGCUAUAAACCUUGCAACCUUUGCUGUCACCUGCUCAUCUUGAUCUGCCAAGAGAAUGGACACUGUGGCAGUGGCUGGGCGACCCGGAAUGGACAAUAAAAGACGGGUGAUAAUGUCAUUCCUCAAGUCAUUAAAAAGAGUGCAAGCCAUCGAUUUGGUACUGCCAUCUCCACAGGGACAUAAGUGUUUUUUGUGUGGAAUCUGUUGGAAUCAUCCCUCAGCAGCAUGCAGCCGAGGGCAAUACAUUCAAUCUCGAGAGAGUAAAAGUGUGUCUAUAUUUUGGAAUUGCUAGGUGAUGCAGAGAGGGUGCCAGAGAGUCAAAAUGGGAAGGUGGAAAAUAGUCAUACUAUGGGCAAAAUUUCCUUAUUGUGGCCAAGUUGUUCUGAUGCUCAAUAUCAUUUAGGCGCUGACAAAUUAGACUGUUUGCUUUACUAAAACCCAAAGUGAGUAGCUGUUGUGGUGAUUAACCACAAGAGUGAUGUUUUCGAUAGACAGUUUUAGUCCAGGCGCUCUUGUCUUGAAGCACUAGAGACAUUAGACCGGGGGGAUUUGAGUUUAGGCGAAGCCAAUAGUUAAGUGUCCUACGCCAGAUCCGUAAUUCUACCGAGGGAAGAUUAGCCUCUAGGCGCAAUGAUGUAUUUGGGACACAGGGUGGUACAAAGAAAAUUUGCCUUAAGAACUUUGAUUGGACAGCUUCCGUAGAUCCAAGGUGAGUGAAAAUGGUUCAGAGCUUCAGAGUUCUGCCACGUGAACCUGGGAACAUGGGAAGCAGCUUUUUAACCACUGAGAAAGAAGGCUUCUCCCUUCUUUGUCCUGACUGGCGCCUAUCAGAGUGAAAGGAGGAGAGUCGGCCACUGAGGAUCGGCUCUCAGGGUCACUCUGGCACAAGAAGAGCACUGAGGAGUUGUUCCGUAUUAUAAUGGGUAUGGGGUUGCUCGUGCGUAAGUUGCCGCCUCUCCUGGCUAUGUUGCCUUGUUAAACCUUUCUGUCUGGACAGCCCUUCACUUCGUGGCUGCCUCAGUCGCUAGCAGAAUCCGUCAGUGGGCGUUUCUUAAACCUCUUCCAACAUAAAAGUUGUUUGACGCCCAGUCUCCUCCUACUCUCCCUGCGUGGAAGUCUUCUGCGCAGGGAGGGCGUGGGUAGCGGAGGACCCGUGCUCUCCCCGCUGGUGUCCGGUGAAGAGUCCUGGAGCCCUCUCGCCGAUUCCCCCAUCUGCCCCCCUUUAUCCCUGGUGUAACGUUGAUUUGCUUCCCCCUCUGCUGAACUGCCUCUCUCCCUGCUUGGCCCUUCUCCAGCAUCAUUUGAGAGCCUUCCCUCCGCCUCAGGCUCCGAUGUCAGUUCCCUGACAUGUAUGUUCCAAAGCUAAGCGUUUAGGAACACCGAGAACACAAGGGGCUCCCGUUUCGAGAGAAUGUUGUGCAAGAUCUGCUACUUGCAAUGGAGCUUCAGGGAAAACACAACUUGAGUCUCCUCAAAAGAUGAUAUGGGAGUAGUCCAAAUCAGUUGCACAGAAUAAUGGAUUUACCUUAAAGGCAACGCCUAGAGUUCUGCUGCCAGCCAGUGCAGACAGCGCUGAGCUAGAUGGAUCAUUGGUCUGGCUCAGGAUAAGGCAGAUUCCUAUCACUGCCUUGUCGCUUAUAUGCACAGUACGACUCUGCAGUCUGCAGAGAGAGCUUCACAUGCAACUUUCAAAGGUCUCAGGAGCCUGUUCUGCACAACUAAGUGCAGUGCUUUUAGUGCGGCUACUCCUGAUCUGUGAAAUAACAUCCCUUUUGAGAUAUGGCAGGCGCUCACAGUCUACACUUUGAAGCUGUGUUCUGACAUGCUUUUCCAGUUGAAUGAAUAGGUCUCUGCAAUGGUUACCUUUGUGUGUGUGUGCGCACGCGUUGGGUUUUUUGUGUUGUUUUUAAACUGAUUUUUAAGCUGCUUUUAUUGUACACCGCCUUGAGACACAUAUGUGCAAGGCCAAAAUAAUAGUAAGAAUAACAAGGGUAAUAAUGACAAAUAUAGUGGUACCUCGGAUUAAGUACUUAAUUCGUUCCGGAGGUCCAUACUUAACCUGAAACUGUUCUUAACCUGAAGCACCACUUUAGCUAAUGGGGCCUCCUGCUGCUGCCGCGACGCCGGAGCCCAAUUUCUGUUCUCAUCCUGAAGCAAAGUUCUUAACCUGAAGCAAUAUUUCUGGGUUAGCGGAGUCUGUAACCUGAAGCAUCUGUAACCUGAAGCGUAUGUAACCUGAGGUACCACUGUAACAACAGCUAAUAAAGCUCUGCUAUUUUAGGGCUGGAGAUCGUGGCAGGGGAAACUUUAAGUGCCACCCACGGCCUUUUCGAUGCUCUCCUCUUUUUGAAAGCAGCCUGCGGAGCCGACAGCCUUUACCGGCACACUUUUUGUAAAUAUAGAAAACACCUGGCCCCGUUUCUGAUUACAAGCCCUGCUGAGUCUGGCCCACGAGGCCGCGUGACUCCAGUCUGAAACGGCUUCUUCGAAUCCAGGUCAGAGCCUUCGGAGUGGCGGCAGCUUUUGUGCACUAUCUCAGACACUCUGAGAGGCUGGUUUUCCUUCCCAGCACGCCGCCCCCCCCCUUGGCUCUUCCUACCUUGGAAAUCUAAUGCAGGGAGCCAGAGAACAUAUGCAGGUCCUGCCUUGGACACUUAAUUAGGUUAUGCGUGAGUAAUUAACAAUUCCUGCCAGCACUUACGCAUGCGAGAUAUCGCACCGAGCUUAACCUUGUUACGUCGCACCUGUAGGUCCCGUAGCCUCGGUUUAAGAGAGCAGCUCAGAUCUGGGUCACACUUUUUUUGCUUACUCCUCUGAUAAAUAUAGUCGUUGAAAGCCAACAUCUUAAUCCUUUUAACCGUCUCUGCUGACUAAAAGGAUUGUCCCUGCGUGGGCGUUUGCUGCUAUAAAUAUUCCUGGGUUAUCGGCCGCCUACGGAGGGUUUCCUUCAUCCCCGGGCCUAUUACAUAAAUUAGAAGCCUGGGCUGGUUUGAAAUAAAUACUCUGUUGGUUUUUCUCCAAGGGCAAGGCCUCUUCUGAUAAUCUGCCUUUAUCUUGAGCUGUCCUUUAAACCAGGGGUGGCUAAGCGCCCGAUUUGCCCCUAGGCAGAUCCUGCAAAAUAAAAAAAUGAACUGGAGCAGGUGGUUGCCAAGGUCAGGAAGCUAAUAAUAAUAAUAAUAAUAAUGAUAUUUUUUAUUUAUACCCCGCCCUCCCCACCCAAGGCAUCUAAGAAGCAAUGCAGUGGUACCUCGGGUUAAGUACUUAAUUCGUUCUGGAGCUCUGUUCUUAACCUGAAACUGUUCUUAACCUGAAGCACCACUUUACCUAAUGGGGUCUCCUGCUGCUGCCGUGCCGGCGGAGCAAGAUUUCUGUUCUCAUCCUGAAGCAAAGUUCUUAACCUGAAGCACUAUUUCUGGGUUAGCGGAGUCUGUAACCUGAAGCAUAUGUAACCUGAAGCGUAUGUAACCUGAGGAACCACUGUAAUAAAAACAAGUUGAAUGAAUAUAACUUAAAAACAAGAUUAAAAUACAACACUAAAAUAUUGAACCAUUCAAAUAUUAAAACGCAGCCUCAUCACAGGAGGAGAAAGGAAAAAGAAAGAGGGGGAGGGAAUCAAAUUGGCUCCAAGCCAAAGGCCAGGUGGAACGACUCGGUCUUACAGGCCCUGCGGAAAGAAAUCAGAUCCUGCAGGGCCCUGGUCUCAUGAGGCAGAGCAUUACACCAGGCCGGGGCCAGUGUUGAAAAGGCCCUGGCUCUGGUUGAAGCUAAUCUGACUUCCUUAGGGCCCGGGAUCACUAGGGUGUUGCUAUUUAUGGACCUUAAGGUCCUCCGUGGGGCAUACUGGGAGAGGUGGUCCCAUAGGUACGAGGGUCCUAGGCUGUGAAGGGCUUUUUUUUUGCAGUCUAAGGGCCGCAUUUCAUCCUAGGCAACCUUCCCAGGGCCGGUGCUGGGUGGAGCCAAAGGCAAAAGUGGGUGGAGCAAUACCUUUUUACCUUUGUAUAGUGGAUACUCACAGGCCCCUCUCUGUUCACCCCAAAGCCUCACGUUAAUCGAUUUUUUGUUGUUGUCCUGCUUUUAAUCCCCAACACUACAGGUUUGCAGUGGUACCUCGGGUUAAGUACUUAAUUCGUUCCGGAUGUCCGUUCUUAACCUGAAACUGUUCUUAACCUGAAGCACCACUUUAGCUAAUGGGGCCUCCCGCUGCCGCUGCACCCCCGGAGCCCGAUUUCUGUUCUCAUCCUGAAGCAAAGUUCUUAACCUGAAGCACUAUUUCUGGGUUAGCGGAGUCCGUAACCUGAAGCGUAUGUAACCUGAAGCGUAUGUAACCCGAGGUACCACUGUAUAGUUCAAAAGUACACAAACAGCCACAGGUAUCAGAGAUUUCUCCAGGGUCAACAAGUUCAUAUCGAAGUUUCCAACAUCACACCUCUUGUACUAAACAAUGCCUUCCUGUGAAAAUGUUGAGAAGUCCAAAAUACCCAAAACACUGGGGUUUUUGGGGGGUUUUUUUGCUGAAUCAACCUCAGUUUUAAAUGUAGGGAAGCACUGUCUAUGGUGUUAAGUGUAGCUCUGAAGAAAACGGGUAAUUCUUACCCAUCUUGCAAGGAUGUUUAGGAGCUAAUGAGCCUCUGGGCUGAAAGACACGACACAGUGUCUUUCACAAGGAAACCCAUCAGUCACAGGAACGUGGUAUGUUAGUGAGAGCUGAAAUUAACUGGCGUUUUGAAAAAUAUCCUCCCUAGGUAUCACAUUCCAAUAGGGCUCCAUGCCAACCUUUCUGAGGGCUCUCCUGUUUGUCCAGCGUUGAGAGCGAAGUCCACGUUGCUCAACGAAGAAGGGUUUUUCCACGGAAAGAUGGGGAUCCGGAGAGCAUUGGCCGGUGGUCUCCUGAGCAUGUCUGAGGUAGGAAGACACGCAUACAGGGCUUUGCUUGCUAGCCCUGGUGGUAUCAACUGUGGGAGAAACCAUGUGGCGCUUAUUAUUAUUAUUAUUUGAAAUACUUUUUAUUUGGUUUUGCAAGUAUAAAAUUAUAACAAUACCAUCAUACGUUUCCACAUUUGCAGAUUCUAUUCUUUUCUACUGCAUUUUUUCCAAUAAUCCAUAUUUUAUAUCAUUCCAUUGUUUCCAUUGCUACAUUACAAGUAUUAUUGUAACCCUCUAGUGUUUUCAUCUGCUUACAGUGGUCUCCAAGAUAAAUUAUAUUCCCCCCCCCUUCUUUGUUAAAUUUCUGGUCUUGAGUCCUGAGCUUCCUGGUCAGUUUUGCCAUUUCGGCAUAGUCCAACAAUUUGAUUUGCCAUUCUUCUCUGGUAGGGACUUUAUCUUCUUUCCAUCUCUGGGCUAAUAACAUCCGGACGGCUGUCAUGGCAUACAUAAAAAGUCUUUUCUGCUCCCUUGGAAUAUCUGCACCUAUAAUUCCUGAUAAAAAAGCCUCUGUUGUUGUUGUUUUUUUGCAAAAGUUGAACAUUUUUUUCAUUAUAUAUCAUUUUCAUUAUAUAUAUAUUCAUUAUAUAUCAUUAUAUAUCAUUUUCCAGAAUGCUUUUAUUCCCUUACAAGACCACCAUUAAACUUAGGCAGAAAGUUAAUAACUAAAGCCCACUUUAAGCUUUCUUUGACCUUACCUGCCCACACCUGACAUUAUGUCUGACGUCAGGUGUAGGGGCAGGCGGGCAAAGCUACCCCAAAACACCUUCACAGGACAGUGGGGAGGUCUGAUGGGCCAGGUUUGGGAGAUCCUUGGUGUCGAACCAUGGUGAGAUAGUUGGACCAUGCACAUGCAUGCACAUUUCAGCGUACAAAGAAAUAAGAUUUUAUUUAGUAUUGUUCUUAUUUUGAAAUACUUGCAGGGGUGGGGGCCCUCUAUACCUGAAGUAGCGUCUCCACCCCCAUCGUUCAGCCCAGACCCUCAGGUCCACCAAUGAGGGCCUUCUGGUGGUUCUCUCACCAUGAAAAGUGAAAUUACAGGGAACCAGGCAGAGGGCCUUCUUGGUAGUGGCACCCUCUCUGUGGAACGCCUUCCGGUCAGAUCUGAAAGAGUUAAAUAAUUAUGUAGUAUUUCAUAGGCAGUUCCCUCACUGCGAGAAGUGAAGUUACAGGGAACCAGGCAGAGGGCCUUCUUGGUAGUGGCGCCCUACCUGUGGAAUGCCUUCCUGGCAAAUCUGAAAGAGUUAAAUAAUUAUAUAAUUUUUCUGUAGGUGUUUUUCUGUUUGGUGAAAGUUUUAAUAUUUGAUGUCGUUGUUCCUGUACUUUUGCUGGAAGUUGCCCGGAGUGGCUGCGGCAACCCAGUCAGAUGGGUGGAGUAUAAGAAAAAUAAGUUAUUAAUUUAUGUAAAUUUCCAGAGCCUCUGAACAUCUCCAUCUGGCCCUUCUUCCUCACUUGUUUUUUGUUUUUGUUUUCUAAAUGAAGGGCGUCUUCUUCAUAUACACGGCAACUCUCCUCAUCUGCCCUCCUUUCCUUUUACAUUCCCAGGUGAAACACGAACUAACUGCGCAGGUUGACUUGUUCCGUGAGCUCACAGGUCACCUGCCUCAACACAUGGAUGGACACCAGCAUGUUCACGUCCUCCCAGGUAAGGCAAAUCCACACCAUAGGCAAGGAUGAGACACCUUUUCCAGGGCCGCACGUCCAGAUUUUUAUCUUUCCGCACUCACCCUCUCUCCUCCACCCAGGGGAGCAAGAGGCCUGGUCCGAGUUCCAGGACACAUUCCAGUCAGGCAGAGGUAAAAAAAGGUAAAAGACUCCUGGACAGUUAAGUGCAGUCAAAGGUGACUACAGUGGUACCUCGGGUUACAGACGCUUCAGGUUACAGAUUCCACUAACCCAGAAAUAGUAUCUCGGGUUAAGAACUUUGCUUCAGGAUGAGAACAGAAAUCAUGCAGUGGCAGCAGGAGGCCCCAUUAGCUAAAGUGGUACCUCAGGUUAAGAACAGUUUCAGGGUUAAGAACGGACCUCCAGAACAUUUUAAGUUCUUAACCCGAGGUAUCACUGUAUGGGGUUGCGGCGCUCAUCUCACUUUCAGGCCUAGGGAGCCGGUGUUUGUCCACAGACAGCUUUCCGGGUCAUGUGGCCAGCAGGACUAAACCGCUUCUGGCGCAACGAAACACCGUGACGGAAACCAGAGCGCACGGAAAUGCCGUUUACCUUCCCGCCGCAGCGGUACCUAUUUAUCUACUUGCACUGGCGUGCUUUCGAACUGCCAGGUUGUCAGGAGCUGGGACAGAGCAACGGGAGCUCACCCCAUGGUGUUGAUGGGAUUCGAACCACCAACCUUCUCAUCAGCAAGCCCAAGAGGCUCUGUGGUUUAGACCACAGCACCGCCUGCAUCUAGUUAGGCAGAAACAGGGAAGAAAGGCCGUGGUCUGGGGAGAGGGCGCUUGGGCUUGGAAAGGAGACAAGCCCCGGGGAGAGAGUGCAAAGGACCACACAGACAGGCUUCUGGACUCAAGGCCGGUUCCCACUCUAGCCCUAAGGACACAGCCUCCCCUCCCCCAUGCCUUAGAUGAUGGGGGCUUUCUGACACUGAAGAACUGGAGACCCCCCCCCCCGCCUCCUGUACCUCUCCAGGGCUUGAGCUCACAGGCAGCUGCCUUGGGUCAGGUUACCUGUCCUGCUUAGGUUGCCUUAAGCCUGGCAGGUGUCUAUUUCUUUUUUUCUUUUUCUUUUUUUUAAUACGUCUUUAUUAAAUUUUAUUGAAUAUUACAAGAAAAUAAAAGAUAAAAAGAAAUAGAAACAAUACUGAACAAUACAUAAAGACAUAAAAACAUUUAUCUACGCAUUUUUCAAAAUGUAGAUUAGAAAAGAAAAGAGUUGAAAGAUAAGAUGAAAAGAAACAAGAAAAAGAAAGAAGAGAAAAAAUACUUUCCAUAACCAAAAUACCAAAUUCAUAUUUCAAACAUUUUCAGUAUAUAAAUCCUAGUUAAAAUAUUAUAACAGACUUCCACCGCAUUCACAACACGCCUCUUGGUUAUCUAGUUCACCUUAACAUCUGUUCUUCAAUCACUUCCUUUCUUAAUUCGUAAUCCAUCAAUUCUUUGUAUUCUCUAUAUACUUCACAAGGUUAGUCUAAGCACAAACUUUCAUAUUUGAGCUCCGUUUGUGUAAAUAUUCAUUUAAGCAUCCCCAUUGUUUCUGUCCGAUAGUUUUAGAUUUAUGCCUUAUUACGUCCGUCAAUUUGGCUAACUCCAGAUACUCCCAUAAUUUACUUAACCAUGCCCAUUUUGUUGGGGUAUUAUUUCCUUUCCAGUAACUGGCCGCCAACAUUCUCGCUGCUGUUGCGAGAACCUAUUGGGAGUCUAUUUCGUUGCUUCGCCAGCUCAAAGAACAGGUGCUCCAGUGACAAUUGGAGAGCAGGGAGGUCCCAGCGUUGUCUCUCGCAGUAGCCGGCAACGCCGCAGUCUCGGCACUUGGGAAGCUGGUUUAAGAAUGGAUCUGGUUCCAGUUCCAUGUCACUCACACCCAUCCCCAAAGGAGCUCUUUCUGUUCCCAUUCAGUCCGCAGUUCACCCGCACUGGUUCUCUGUAUUCCUGCCCUAUCCACCCCCCCACACAGGGCGCUGCCUUCAGAAUAUUACAAGCUGUUCUGCCAUGGUACAAAAUGAUACAGAAUAAGAGUACAAGAAGAACAUAACAUUGAAGACUGGGAAACGUUUAUUGGAUAUAUGGGAAUUCAUUGCAUACAGCUGAAAGCGCUGGCAGCAUUAAGAUGAAUUCAACAGUGUAAAUAAGUUCUGAUGGAUGCAAUAAUGGAAUACUGAAUGGUAUAGUUUUUGUAAAAUAUGCAAGGAUUUAUAGUAUGUAAAAUGAACCAUGGAAAGAGAAGAAGAGGAAGCCUUUGAUAUCUUAAGGAUGUAAAAAUUAGUACAGUGGUACCUCGGGUUAAGUACUUAAUUCGUUCCGGAGGUCCGUUCUUAACCUGAAACUGUUCUUAACCUGAAGCACCACUUUAGCUAAUGGGGCCUCCUGCUGCUGCCGCACCGCCGGAGCACGAUUUCUGUUCUCAUCCUGAAGCAAAGUUCUUAACCUGAAGCACUAUUUCUGGGUUAGCAGAGUCUGUAACCUGAAGCGUAUGUAACCUGAAGCAUAUGCAACCCGAGGUACCACUGUAUUUUAAAUUGGAAAACAGAAAAAUAAAUAAAACUUAUAUAAAACGAAACAAAAUGAUACUCCAAUCCCAAACACUGAGAUCUUACAGCUUGUAAAGGCUUAAACUAAGAGAAAGAGAGUAAUUCAGUCCCCAGAGUUGAAGCGCCAUUUUAUAUAUUUAUAUUUAUUUAUCUUAUUGCAUUUAUAGCCCCCCACUUCUUCUCCAGGGAGCUCACGGUGGGAUACGUGGUUCUCCCCAUCCUAAUUUAAUCUGCCACAACAACCUGGCGAGAUAGGUUAGGCUGAGAGCCAGAGAUUGUGGUCCAAGGUCGCCCAGUGAGCUUCAUGGCCGAGUGGGGAUUUGAAUUCUGGUCUCCCAGGUCUUAGACCGACACUCUAACUGAGGGUGGCCAAACUUUGCUUUUUUAAUAUAAAUUUUAUUUUUUCAUUUUCUAUUUUACAUAAGCAAACAAAUGAAAAACAUAGACAUAUAAUCCCCUUUGACUUCCCUCCCUCCCCAUUGUGGAUCUUAAUUUAAUGACUUCCCCCUCUGCAUCUCUUUCAUAACUCUAUUCUUAUAAAUCCUUUGCCAAUCCAUAGUUCAGAUUUUCACUACGGGUUUUCUGUCAAUCCUACCAGUGUAUGUGAUUGUUUACAAUUGUUUUUCAAAUCAAUGACAGCGGAACCUCAGGAUGCAAACGGGAUCCAUUCCGGAGCCCCAUUCGCAUCCUAAAUAGAACGUAAGACAUGUCUGCGCGUGAGCGGGUCACAUUUUGCCGCUUCCGCGCAUGCGCGUGAUGUCAUUUUGAGCAUCUGUGCAUGCGCAAGCGGCGAAACCUGGAAGUAACGCAAGUAACGCACUCCGUUACUUCCGGGUUGCCGCUGAGCGCAACCCAAAAGCGCUCAACCUGAAGCACAUUCAACCCGAGGUAUGGGUAUAAACUUUCUCCAUUCUUCAUUAAAGAUCUCCUCUUCCUAGUUUCUGAUUCUUCCUGUAAGUUUUGCCAUCUCAGCAUAUACAGUAUUUUUCGCUCUAUAAGACGCACCAAACCAUAAGACGCACCUAGUUUUUGGAGGAGGAAAACAAGAAAAAAAAUAUUCUGAAUCUCAGAAGCCAGAACAACAAGAGGGAUCGCUGCGCAGCAAAAGCAGCGAUCUCUCUUGCUGUUCUGGCUUCUGGGAUAGCUGCACAGCCUGCCUUCGCUCCAUAAGAUGCACACACAUUUCCCCUUACUUUUUAGGAGGGAAAAAGUGAGUCUUAUAGAGCAAAAAAUACGGUAGUUCAUCAGUUUUGUCUCUUCUUUGGUCGGAGCUGUACCAUCUUUCCAUUUCUGAGCUAACAGAAUCCGCACAGCCGUGGUCCUUUGAGAUGGCCCAACUUCUCAUACCGCACACUGCUUUCACACACACACACACACACCCCGCAGUUCUUGUGGGGUGCUGGCAGGGCUUUGGGAAGGAAGCACCCACUUCCUUCCCUAAACUGGGGAAGUGCUAACUAGGCUUUGGGAAGGAGGAGGGAGGACUCUCAGACCCUGACAGACCCUUCUUCCCAGAGCCCAGCACCUGCUUAACUGGCUUUGAGAAGGGGUCUGCCACGGGGGCGGGGGAGCGCCGUCAAAUGUUUCCAAGUCUUGAGGGCUGCAUGUGGCCCUUGGGCCAUGCGUUGGACUACCCUGCUCUAACGACUGCACCACACUGGUUCUCCAGGACGGCACCAUGACUACAGCUCCCAGAAUUCUCUGAAGGGGAAGCGACAGCUGUUUACAAAGAGCCGUCGCUUUCCCCCAGAGAAUUCUGGGAGCUGUAGUUUGUUAAGGGUGCUGAGAGUUGUUAGGAGGCCCCUAUUCCCCUCACAGAGCUACAGAGGGGUUUUCACAGUCAGUUCCUUUUCCCAGGGAAUUGAAUCGGCCAGGAGCAAGAGAGCAGAGCCAGUAAUAGACUUGGACUCAAAAGAAAAUAUGCUCUCUCUCUUUUAAAGGCCUGUACUUCCUUGGAGAAGGGGCGCGGGUGGCGUUGUGGGUUAAACCACAGGGCUUAGGGCUUGCCGAUCAGAAGGUCGGUGGUUCGAAUCCCCGCAACGGGUGAGCUCCGAUGGCUCGGUCCCUGCUCUUGCCAACCUAGCAGUUCAAAAGCACGUCAAAGUGCAAGUAGAUAAAUAGGUACCACUCUGGUGGGAAGGUAAACGCCGUUCCUGUGCGCUGCUCUGGUUCGCCAGAAGCCGCUUAAUCAUGCUGGCCGCAUGACCCGGAAGCUGUAUGCCGACUCCUUCGGCCAAUAAAGCGAGAUGAGCGCCGCAACCCCAGAGUCGGCCACAACUGGACCUAAUGGUCAGGGGUCCCUUUACCUUUACUUUCUUGGAGAGGGACUUCCUAGUAACCUUUUCUCUUCCAGAGAUCAGAAACGUAUUUGCACAGGUGCUGGAGGAUUAUGGGAUCACCUAUACUCGAGUCCCCAUCGAGCCAGACCUUCCCCGCUGCGAUUGGAUAGACCCACACUUAAUGGCCUUUUACCUGGGCGUGGAGAAGGAUUCCCUAAACACAGUGGAUGUGUUUAGGAAACACAAAAUAAGGUGAGCAACCUGCACUUUGGAAACAACUCUGGUUUUUGCCAGUGCUUGGCUUUCUUCUCUGUUCCCGUAGUUUCCAGCUCACCGAGUGCCUUAAAUAGAGUUUCCGUUUAUUACAGCCACAGGCCAGCAUUUUAAAAAAUGGCUAAAAUACGAUUAUUAUAAAAGCAAGAUACAAUCAUUUUUUAAAACAAGCCAGAAUAAGAGCAGGGAGACAAGAGAGUCACUGGCCAGCAAGUUAAAACAACUUGAAUGAUAACUAUUACUAAAGCGAUCCAGUGGAAGACUGGGGAAGAAGAGUCAUGUGUCCGAAACGCAAGAUUUCAUAAGCAGAAUAGUCAUAGUGCCUCUAGAAGGCUUGGUGUGUCUUUUAAAGAGAGCCUUCUGUUUGGGUGAAAGGGUUCAGAGACUAAUUGCACAACAGAUUUUCCCCCCACCCCCCAAAAAUAUAAAUUCUUGCAAAUAUUGCAAAUGGCAAACAUCAUCCCCAAAGAGGUAUUCCCUUUCCCCUUCUCUAUAAGAUUCUGCAACAACAAAAGCGUUCUUCCUCUAAAACAUUGGGCAGUACCACCCCCUUGAGGUGGGUGAGAUUACCUAGGGUGGUGCUAAGAGGCAAGGGGGCAGCGGGGGCGGGGGCACUGGAGGUGUAAAAGAGAAAAGAAAAGCUGGUAUCACUAGAUCAUGUCUAUCUGUUUUGUUGAAUUAAUUAAAUGAAAUUGUUUUAAUUGGAUUCUGAAUAAAUGUACAAUUAAUUGUAUAAUAGGAGGGAUGUGGGUGGCGCUGUGGGUUAAACCACAGAGCCUAGGACUUGCCGAUCAGAAGGUCGGCGGUUCGAAUCCCUGCGACGGGGUGCGCUCCCGUUGCUCGGUCCCUGCUCCUGCCAACCUAGCAGUUUGAAAGCACGUCAAAGUGCAAGUAGAUAAAUAGGUACCGCUCUGGCAGCAAGGUAAACGGCGUUUCUGUGCGCUGCUCUGGUUCGCCAGAAGCGGCUUUGUCAUGCUGGCCACAUGACCCGGAAGCUGUACGCCGGCUCCUAGGCCAAUAAAGCGAGAUGAGCGCCGCAACCCCAGAGUUGGUCACGACUGGACCUAAUGGUCAGGGGUCCCUUUACCUUUACUUGUAUAAUAAUAAUAAUAAUGAUGAUGUAUAUAGUAUGGGAAUUGUAGGCCAGAACAUCUGGAAUACUCCAGGUUCUCCACCUUUCCCUCUCCCAUGUAUACUGCAGCCUCAGCAAUGCCAUCCCAGGAGACUGGAGUCUGGCAGCCAUGAUCAGUGUGCUACUAAUCAGCCAAGUAAAACUGAUGUGAUUAAUUAACCAAGAUUCCAUUAAUCAACUGACAGCUCAAAGAUGAACCCCCCUUCCCUCCUCCUACCGACUCUGAUCUUUAUGCCUCACAGCACGUUACAGAGCAGGAAGGGUCUGGCACCACGGCAAUCUCAAAAUUACAAUAUUUCGCUCCAGAUAGAUUGCAUUUCAUGAUUGGGCAGAAAAACGGGGUGGAAAAUGCUUGCUCCUUCAGCGCUGCUUGUGCGAUUAAACACUCAUCUUCCUCCUUUCACAGGUGGCCGGAUAUAUAUAUAGGCCUUAGCACCAUGGGCAAAAACAUGUCCAUCGCCAACAUCCUGGGGGCCAUUGAUAACGCUACAGCGACUUACCUGCCUGAAGAAGACUCCUCCAUUCCUCCUGACUCGCCGUCACGCCCAGAUCAAGAAACCAGAACUGUAACCAUUGAGCUGAUGACGCAUCCAGGGUACCCCAGCGUCCCGCCAGUUGGGGGCUGCGGCGAGGGACCCGACGAUUUCUCGCAGUCCUGGGAACGCUUGCACGAACUUGAGACGCUCAAGAAAGCAGAGUUGCAGAGCCACUACAGGACAAGGAACAUCCAGCUCUGUGCAUUUAAAGACCUUGGGAUGUGACGCUGCAGUUGUUGCUGGCUGGGCUGGGCCAGGCUAAGCGUGAUGCUGAGUGAGGUGCAGAGUUAAGAACCAACCCCCCCCCCAAAAAAAUAGACCACAUGGUGUGGCACAGAGGCUCCCUUUGCAAGGAGAGCUUCCACCCUUUGCAGCUCAGGACAGAGGUGGUGCCCCAUUUUCACAGCACUGGGGAGCAGAAGUUGUAUCCCUAGGAAGGGAAAGCUUGGGCAGUAACAGGACCAGCAGGGUAGGAUCUGUAGAGCAGAUGGUUCUAGGAGCAGGAACGAUUGCAUAAGAAAUGAUAUGGGUCUGUCAUUGUGGGUUGGGCCUCUGGUUUGAACUCUGGUACAGAAAAAUACACAUUUGGAUCUGCCAAUUCAACAUAUUAUUAGUCUACAGCAGGCAUGUCCAAUCGCAGGCUGUCCCUGGUUGAUCACGGUAUCCUGAUCGAUAGCCCCCCUUCCCCCAAAAAGCUCAACAACUGUGGUCAAUUCAAUGGGUAGAUCACUGCCAGUUUUUUUAUAGUGGGAGUAGAUCACAGUCUUCUGGAAGUUGGACGUGCCUGGUCUACUGAUAUAGGUCCAUUAUCCAGGGGAUUCGAAGUAGGGAGUGUGUGAACUCAAAACUUAAAUCAACGCUCUUCACUAAGGUCAGCCACCUGCCUCGCCAAUAAAAGCUGAAAAGGACCACGUACAUAAAUUGUGGGGAAUUGGCAUCUGUGUCCUUAGUUCAGACAAUUUAUUUCGCUUUUUCUGGAGAGGCAAGGAGACACACGAGAGUCCUGAUGUUAAAUGCUAGCUUCACUGUCAGAAGUUUGGAAAUUUGGCUGUUGAACAAAUUUGCAGGCUGCUGAAUGUUGUGGGCAGUUGGGUUGGCGUAGAAUGCUGUCAGCCGUUGUGCAUGAAAAACACCACUUGCACCAUGAGAAUAGUGGACAGAAUGUGAAAUGUACAAAUCGAUUUAAUGACAGAAAUAUUCCCGAAGGGUUCCAUCUUGGGGAACGGUGGGGUCCCCAGAUCUAGGGCUGACUGUGUUAGGAGCUGUCAUACAUAGGUAAGUCAUCUUUUGCACAGACCUAGACCAUAGGGGUCCAUUGUUGCAUAUGAUUCUAAAACAAGUGGCCCUGUGCCAAUCAUUUCGGAGGCAAACUGGGUUUACCCACAAAUUAAAUGAAGGUUUCAGCACAUGCAGGCAAUGUGGAAACAAAAUAUUAACUCCCUCUUUUUAAAGAGGACUGUGCAUGCUAUAGUCACUGAACAUCUGCAUCCAGUCUGUUCUGGCUUUGAGAUGGCUAUCAGAUCAACCCUUGGCUUAAUAUGGUUCUGUUCCUUGGAGUUAUCCUUGGGACCAGACAGAACCAAAAGGCUGCCUUGGGUAUGCAGAUGGGUGGGAUCCCCUAGUUUCAGCUGACAACUAGCUGUACAGGGAGUGGGAGAAAGGGUGUGGUCAGUCAUGUCUGGCUCCCAGUAAAACACCCCUGAUCUCCUCCUGUCUCACUUCCCACUUAUGUAUCCCAAUAGCCACCUCCUAGGCACAAUCAUGGGGUUUAUGGUGUGCCGGGGGAAGGAUAGUGCCUCUGGUGGGGGACAUGUCAUGGUUUGUCCACCUUUGGGCCCCACCCUACACCUAGCUCUCACCUGCGGCUCCUGGAAGCUGUCAGCACUGGCCAGCUAAACCAGGUGAUUUCCCCCUGCAUGCGAAGACAGGCUCUGGCGGACCGAAUGGAUGAAACCAAUAAUGGGCCCAAGGGUCAAGAAAGUGGUUUCUGCACAUGCUGUGGAGGGAACUGAAGGGCAGAUGGGAAGGUAGCCCAUCUAGGAAGAAAAGGCUAUGGAAUAAACCCUACACAAAUUCAGUGUGGAGCCCCUGAGAGGGUUGGAUGGUGUCUUGGAAUGCCUCCUUCUGACAACUCUUGCAGCCCAGCCAAGCGUAUUGCUCUGCUUUCCUUUGGACCACAUUGACAAGGCCAAGAGGGUGGGUCUUGUCAUCUGGGCAGCCCAGGACCUCCAUAUACACCGACCAGGCUUGCACCUGGGAGAGGUCACUUCACUGCUGCCAGCAUAGCUGUUUUGACUUCACCCUCCAGAAGCUCACUCCAUUGUCGCUCGAGAUAGAUGGAUGCCGGCAACAGGCACAAUGAUAGUUUAGACCCAUCAAAAUUAGUUCGGACCAGGCAUGUCACGUCGUUCUGCCGAGGUCGCCAUUGCAGUUCCAUCAUCAGGGUUGCAAUAAAUUUGUAUUUCCUUAUUCUUUUUCAACAUUCCCAGUUGUGGAUUAUUGCUGGGCUGAAAGGUUGGGGUGGAAGUGGGGGGCAAAGAACAGAAACAACCCAAGACUCACUGAAUCUACUAAGCUGAUAACAGGUUUUCCAUAAGAGCCCUAAGGAUUGUACAUUGCAAUCCUACAUAUGCCCACUCAGAAGUACGGUAAAUCUCACUGCUGGGACAAAGGAAGCUGCCUUACGCAAAGUCAGACAGCUGGUCUACCUAGCUCAGUAUUGUCUCAGAACAUCAAGAUGCCCUGCUGAAUCAGGCCAAAGUCCUGUCAACCCUCCAACAUGCCUUUAGGAAGUCCACAAGCAGUACCUGGGUGCAGUCAUGCUCUGUCCUUGCGUCCUCAGGAACAGGGAUUGUUCAGACAUACUGCCUUUGAUUCUGGAG
Molecule: messenger RNA, 18136 nt
Organism: Podarcis lilfordi (Lilford's wall lizard)
Lineage: Eukaryota; Metazoa; Chordata; Lepidosauria; Squamata; Lacertidae
Source: the annotation of a GenBank genome assembly